AUGGGGCAGCACACCCCCGCGUACACUCUGUACCCACUCCUCACCGCAGACUCGGUGCAGAACCUGCACCUCUGCGAGGGCUAUGCAGGCCCUGAUGGCCGCUACCACCCUGGCUUCUACUGCCCGCGGCUGACUGACCCAGCCAGCCACCGGUACUGCUGCCGCCCCAGCCCGCACACCCUCAAAUCCUGCUGCUCCCAAGUGGGCCUGGAGGCCCUCACCAGAGUGAACCUCUCCAGCCUGGCCAGGCCAGGCCUUCUGCGGAACCCGCUGGCCCUGCCCUUCGUGGGGCUCUACGGCCUCCUGGUUGUCCUCCUCAUGGCCGUCGACCUGUUCCACUUCUACCAGAGCCGCUGCUGCCGCCCCUGCCGCGUUCUGCCCCGCACCCGCUGCCCACCCUGCAGCCCUCCGGAGGAACAGCACCCCCGCUCCCAGCCUGCUCCUGGCCUCGGUGGGCUCCUGACAGCGCCUCCCGGCCGAGCCGACUAA
Pogoniulus pusillus (Red-fronted tinkerbird) is the source of this 489-nucleotide messenger RNA. Its product is annotated as protein shisa-like-1a. The record is from RefSeq and is a predicted model, not a curated record. Bases 1 to 489 code for a protein of 162 amino acids. NCBI's taxonomy places the organism in Eukaryota, Metazoa, Chordata, Aves, Piciformes, Lybiidae. The transcript is spliced from 3 exons.